This is a messenger RNA of Bradysia coprophila, 4641 nucleotides long. Its product is annotated as thioester-containing protein 1 allele S3-like. Gene Ontology annotation, cellular component: extracellular region. NCBI's taxonomy places the organism in Eukaryota, Metazoa, Arthropoda, Insecta, Diptera, Sciaridae. The record is from RefSeq and is a predicted model, not a curated record. Gene Ontology annotation, molecular function: endopeptidase inhibitor activity.
CUCUAUAUGUUGUGGGUUGGAUCAUUUAACAAUUUUAUUCGAGUGGUGAUCGUCGUUGAGUAAAGUGAUCAUCUUAUAAACGCCAUCCAACUGUAUUACUAUCAGCAACAAGUGUUUGUGUGAAGCAACAAAAUAUGUUGCGAAAAUUGUUUAUACCUGUGCUAUUAGCGUGUUUUGUUACGAGCAGUUACGGUGAAGGUCAUUACACCAUCAUUGCACCACAAAACAUUCGAGCACAUUCAGACUACCAUGUCUCAGCAUCGUUACACGACGCCAACGAGCCAAGUACCAUUCGAUUGACCGUGAAAAACGAUAGGGGCUUCAGAGAUUCGAAGGAAGUUACCGUUCAACCCUACACCACUAAAAUGGUUUCGUUCAGUACUGGUGACCUGCAACAUGGUGACUAUUCAAUCGUUGCCGAAGGUGUAAGUGGAAUCAUAUUCACCAACGAAUCGAGUAUUACUUUGCACGAGAAAGCUCAAACCGUUCUAAUACAAACUGACAAGGCCAUGUACAAGCCGGGUGAUAAAGUAAAUUUCAGGAUUUUAGUAUUGGAUCUUAAUCUGAAACCUAAUGCGAUCAGAGGUGACAUGAGAGUGUUUAUGAGCGACAGCUCCAACAAUCGAAUUAAACAGUGGUUGAAUGCAACGACCACUAAAGGUGUCUUCAUUGGUGAGCUUCAACUAUCCGACUUUCCGAAUUUGGGCGAUUGGAACAUUAAUGUGGAGGUGAACGGUGAAACCAAGAAGAAAUCAUUUGAAAUAGCCGAGUAUGUUCUGCCAAAAUAUGAAGUGACUAUUGACACAGACAAGGACAUUACCUUCAAAGACGGUCAAAUUCGCGUAACAGUCAGAGCGAAAUACACAUACGGAAAACCAGUUAAAGGACAAGCUGUUGUCACUGUCGGCCCCAAAGUGUAUGGUGGCUACCAACCAUUGGUAUCAGAUUUAUUGAGUCGUCGAACGAUUACAGUUGAUGGGAAAGGAUAUGUUGAAUUUGAUAUUAAGAACGAUUUGAAGGCGAACGAUGCUUACCAGAGAGAUUUUAUCAUUGAAGCUUCGGUUACGGAAGAUUUAACAGGAAGCACGCAGAGUGGUAAAGCGUCUGUAGCAAUUCACAAGUAUAAAUACACCAUUACAGCAGUAGAUUCACAAAGUUCUUACAAGCCAGGUCUGCCAUCCGUAAUAACUGUUAAAAUUGCUUAUCACGACGGAGCACCAGUUGUGGAUACAAUCAACAAAGUAAACAUAAUUCGUAGCUAUGAAUGGGACGCAUCGAAGGGCACGUCGGAGGAAUACACUCUAGAUUCGAAUGGAAUGAUUUAUGUCAAAUAUUCGAUACCUGCAAAUAAUUCAGGAGUUUACUUCCAUGCUAAAUAUUUGGAACAGGAAGUGAAUUUGGGCUACUACACGAAAUCUGAAUCUAAGACUGGACAGUAUAUCCAAGCUAGAGUCCAAACGCCGAAUCCUCGCAUAGAUCGCGAAGUUUCUGUUGAAGUUACUUCCACUGAGCCACUGGAGUACUUUACGUAUCAAAUAUUGGGGCGCGGUGAUAUUAUUGUGACCCGAACGGAACCGGUACCUAAAACCACUCACUUUGUGUUCAACUUCCUGGCAUCAUUUGCAAUGGUUCCGAAAGCUCAAUUGAUCGUUUAUUACAUGAAGGACGGCGAAAUUAUAUCCGACCAAAUCGAGAUUGAAUUCGGCGAAGAACUUCACAAUUUCGUAAAAGUCGACACAUCAGCCACUCAAGCUAAACCAGGACAGAAUAUCGAUAUCACGGUCUCAACUAAGGCAGGAUCGUUCGUUGGCCUUCUUGGCGUCGAUCAAAGUGUUAUUCUUCUUAAAGACGGUAACGAUCUAUCGAAAUCUGAAGUUCUGAGUGAAUUGGACGAAUACAAUCGAGGGCGUUAUUCCCAAUGGACCGACUAUAAUGGAUGGCAAGACUUCAAAAAUGUUGUCUUGUUGACCAAUGCAAUUGAACCAGAACGACCUAGAGUUAAGCCGACGAAGUCCCCAUACGAAAAUGAAAUAUUUGGUGUUGGUGAAAUAACGACCGUAAAGAAAACCGACAUUGGUCCAGCGCAUAUACUUCGAACCAAUACGAAGCCACCGUUAGCAGGGCCCUAUGCUUUCAGUAGAAUACCAAAAUCGAAAUGGAAACGACAUCGAGUUUUGCUUAGCCAUGAAAUUAGGGACACUUGGUUGUUUAGUGAUAUUUAUUCCGGCACCGGAACCAAAACGAUCCAGAAAAAAGUUCCCGACACAAUAACAUCAUGGGUGAUUACUGGAUUCACCAUGAACGAUGUGUACGGACUGGGUCUGACAAAAUCGCCAAGCACUCUAAAGGUGUUCCAACCGUUCUUCGUCUCGUUGAACCUUCCUUAUUCGAUAAAACGAGGUGAAGCCGUUGCCAUACAGAUCGUUGUUUUCAACUACAUGGACAAAUCGGUUUCGGCGACUGUUACACUGGAAAAUGCUGAACAGGAAUUCGUGUUUUCGGAUCCAUCCAAUGAAGUCGAAGAGAAGCCAAAAAUCGAAAAAAGUCGUAAGAAGAACAUCAACAUCAAAUCGAAUGACGGCGCACCAGUAUCAUUCCUAAUUACGCCCACAAAAGCUGGUCCAAUUAAAAUAAAGGUUACAGCCACUUCAUCACUAGCUGGUGAUGCAAUUGAAAAGACUCUGCUGGUUGUGCCGGAAGGUGUGCCACAACACAAAACCAAGGCGUUCUUCAUUGAUUUGAGAGACAAAUCAGAGUUCAGUGAUAAGUUCACUAUGGAGAUACCGAAAAAUGCUGUACCAGACUCAACGCGCAUCACUGUAUCUGGUGUCGGCGACAUUAUGAGUAGUUCGAUCAAAAAUCUCGAUAAACUCAUUCAAAUGCCAAACGGAUGCGGCGAACAGAACAUGUUGAAUUUCGUUCCAUGCAUUGUGGCCAUUAACUACUUGAAGAAUACCGGUCAACUAACUAAGUCUAUCGAAAGUAAAGCGCUAAACUUCAUGGAAAUCGGAUACCAAAGAGAAUUGACCUACAAGCAUGACGAUGGGUCGUUCAGUGCAUUUGGUAAAACAGACAGCAGUGGAAGUACAUGGUUGACGGCGUUCGUAGUGCGAUCGUUCCUUCAGGCCAGAAAUCACAUAAUGGUCCAAGACAAAAUUAUCACAGAAGCUUUGAACUGGUUAAAUGACAAUCAGGCUCCGGAUGGAAGUUUCCCGGAAGUGGGUCGAGUCAUCCAUAAGGAUAUGCAAGGAGGUUCUAGCAAAGGUGUAGCACUAACUGCAUUUGUAGUUACUGCAUUUUUAGAGGAUCCGACCAAGAUCGCUACUUAUCGUGACACCAUCACUAGAGCACUGGAGUACAUUAUUAGGAACUUGGAAGGCGUCGAUGAUGCAUAUUCCUUGGCAGUAGCUUCGUAUGCCACUCAACUGGCCAAAGAUCAGUCUCGCACCGUCCUAUUCCAAAAAUUAGAUGCUAGCGCUAAGACAAACGGUGACCUGAAACAUUGGGAAAAGUCAACACCACAAGAAGAGGCCAAGAACCCAUGGCUUUCGCAGCCAAAUUCAAUCAACGUUGAAAUGACUGCCUAUGCGUUGUUAACAUUGGUCAACAAUAAUCAAAUUACGGAAGGACUUCCAAUUAUGAAGUGGCUGUUGAGCCAACAAAAUGAAAACGGUGGUUUCCAAUCGACUCAGGACACUGUUGUGGGUAUUACCGCUCUGGCCAAAUAUGCUGAAAAAAUAGCAUUCGGUGACAGUAAUGCUGUACUUGGCGUCUCAUAUAAAAACGGCAGCGAAUCAGCAAUUCGAAUAAACAAGGAGAACUCACUGCUGUUGCAGACACUAGAGAUCCCGCCCGAAGUACGAUCGAUUAACGUUAAAGCAACCGGUAGCGGUUUCGCUCUUUGCCAGCUGUCCUACAAAUAUAAUCUGAAUGUAACCGGUGCAUGGCCUAGAUUUGUGCUCGAUCCGCAAGUCAAUAAAAACUCAAAUGCAGACUAUUUGCACUUGACCGUUUGCACCAGUUUCGUUCCAUCCGGUGAUGAAACGGAAUCGAACAUGGCUGUUAUGGAAGUCUCAUAUCCCAGUGGUGUCAUUGCUGAUCCCGAACGGAUUCCUUCGCUGGAAUCGUCCAAAGGCGUGAAGAAAGUUGAAACGAAAAAUGGGGAUACCACCAUCGUUGUGUACAUUGACAAUUUGGGAACGGAAGAACUUUGCUUCGCCAUCGAUGGAUAUCGAACAAAUAAGGUGGCCAAUCAAAAGCCGUCUCCGGUCAUAAUUUAUGAUUACUACGACACUUCUAAGAAAGCAACGAUGUUCUACCAAAGUUCCAAAAAUCAUUUAUGUGAAAUUUGCGAUGAUGCUGCGUGCAAGGACGCAUGCAUAGCAAAAACCGCUGCUUUUACCUCGGGCAAUGACGGCAAAAGUACAGUGGUACUGCAAAAAUCUGCAGCCAAUAAAAUUGCGGUAGCGACAUUUGUGCUAAUUUUAGUCGCAGUACAAUCACUUCUGUAAAACGUGGAUUGUACGGGGUGCCAUGAGAUUUAAGGAAUGAUUUUAUAUUUGAAAUUGUUGUAACCGACGUAAUAACUAAAGUGUUUGAAUAAUUUGCUGAAGAAUAGAGUAAACAAUUUCUGAAUUGAGA